AAUUCCGGAAGACAGGUAAGGGCGUGGCGACAGUCCAGGUGUCCAGUGUGUUCAUAUACAGUCUGUUAAUAUUUCAGACGAAAUAAGAAAUGGCUUUGACCCAAGAGGCGAUUUUAAACACUCUUUUAGAAGGCAAAGGAAAGGUAAAAAACUCAGAGUUGCUGAACAAGUUCAAAGAGCCACUGAACUGCAGUGAUCCAGUGGAGAAGAAACACAACCGAGAUCUCUUCAAAACCUUUGUGAACAACAUUGCAGUCGUGAAAGAAUUCCAGGACGCAAAGUAUAUCGUCCUUAAGAAAGUGUACAAUCAUUUACUGCAAGAAGCCUCAAACGAUGAAAACGCACCAAGAGAAGAUUGCGGUAAAGAUGGAUCGCACCCAGAAGAAGAUGAGAAGGAGGAAUCCACUCAUUCCCACAAUGCAGAAGAAGGUAGGAAGUCUGAACAGAACGCAGUGAGCAGAUCUCCGUCGAAGGCUUUAGACCGAAGCGCAGAACGCUCUCCAAUAGAGAUAACAUUGGAAAGAAGCAAGAAUGUGGACUUUAAACCUAAACAGUCUUUACAUUUCACCGUCCCGCUGAAGCCUGAUCUUGAUUUCUCAAGAGCCGCCAAGAAAGAAGCAAGCAAACCUUGUGCACUACCUUUACGAAUGCCCCAAAUAGACUUGGGUCGUCAUAACAAGAAGCCUUCCACUGAGAGCUUGGGAGAAGAUCUUCAGCCCUCGCCUCAGUGUAAGAGGAGAACAGACAGCGUGGUCAGCGCUGGAGCUUCACCGCAGUCACAGAGACACUUCAAGACCCCUAAACAAGCGGAUGAGCCCAAGGACUCGCACCAUUUCCAACUUGAUCCCAUGGAGCACAAGUGGCUGGUGAAGUCUGCGGCUGGACAGUGGAAUCAAGUAUACGGCAUGCUGUUAAAAGACACCCAGCUUGCAGAGAAGAAGGACUUCAUGUCUGGGUUCACGGCUCUACACUGGGCGGUCAAGUGUGGAAACCUUGACAUGGUGUGUAGGAUCAUUGAGGUGUCUAGAAAGAGCGAUCAUGGGGUGGAUGUCAAUGGAAAGUCCAAUGGUGGCUACACACCGCUUCACAUCGCUGCCAUCCAUGAUCAACGCUCUCUGAUUGACCUUCUAGUCCGUAUAUUCGGUGCCAAUAGGAACAUAAGAGACAACUGCGGUAAGAAACCCUACCACUACCUGCGCAACGGGGUCUCCAGAGAGCUGAGGGAGCUUCUCGGAGACCCGAAAGCGGCCCACCCGGAGGUGCAUCAUCAGGCCAGGGAUGAGUGUGAUGCACGGAGACACUCUAUAGGUCACCUGUUCCUCGCUCAUCCGGUGGGGCUCAAGAAAAAGAACAAGGCGAGAAACCAGUUCAUCUCGGUCGGUGACGACGGCAGAGAGAGAGGGAUGAGCCAGUGAUGCAGAAACCGAGGCUGCUAUCCGAGGUCUUCCCAUAACUGAGACCAAAUGUGGAUUAUGAGUUUGAUUUGGAGACAAUAUUUUGUGACCCUGGAGCACAAAAACAGUCAUAAGUAGCAAUAGAUGACAAUUCAAUGGUAUGGGUUAAAAUUUUUUGGGGGAUUUUUCUUUUGCGCCAAAAAUAAUAAGGAUAUUAAGUAAAGACCGUGCUCCAAUGAAGGUAUUUUGUACAUUUUUCUACCGUAAAUAUAUAAAAACUUAAUUUUUGAUUAGUGAUAUGCAUUGCUAAGAAUUCAUUUCAUUUCAACUCAUUUUUUUUUUUUGCAUACUCAGAUUCAAGAUUUUCAAACAGUUGCAUCUCAGCCAAAUAUUGCCCUUCUAACACACUAUCAAUGUAAAAGAAAUAAAAAAAUAAUAAUAAUAAAAAGCCCCUUAUGACUGGUUUUGUGAUGCAGGGUCACAUUUCGUGAUCUAAAUGAAUCAGCCUUCAUCUGAGAUUCUAGAAGAAUUAUGGACUUCCAAAGACUUCUUUUAAAGUUAAUUUUUAAUAUGAACGACAAUUAUAACCUGCCGAUCAAAAUGUUUUUAAAAUAAAUGAAUACUUUAAUUUUCAGCAGGAACACUUUAAGUUGAUCAGUAAAGAUAUGUAUCCUACAAAAGAUUUCUGUUUCAUGUAAAUGUUGUAUUUUUAGACUUUCUGUUCAUUGAAGAAUCCUAAAACUGUUUGUCAACUUUGAUAAUAAUCAGAAAUGUUACUUGAACAGCAAAUCAUCAUAUCAGAAUGAUUUCUGAAGAUCAUGUGACACUGAAGACUGGAGUCAUGAUGCUGAAAAUACAGCUGUCAAUGUCAUUUCACGAUAUAUACACAUAGAUUUUUUUUUUUAAUUAGAGUAAUAUUUCCCAAUAUUACUGUAUUUUUAAUCAACUAAAUGCAGAAAAAUACUUCAGAAACAUUGAAAAGCUCACCAAAUUGUUGUGCACUAUACAGUAUGUGAAUCCGAUUUAAAUGUAGCAAUUACUGAUGAUUAUAAAUCAUGAGGUUAUUAUGAAGGCUAUUAGUAUUAGGGUGUAGGGAUCAUAACCCAAUUGGGAGCGUCCUAAUUGUUAUUUUCUGGCUGUUUAAGCGUCACAUGUUUGCACACGUUCACUUAGGUGUUGUGUCAAACUGGGCAAAAUUUUAGAGAAUAUUUUUGCAAUUAAUGUAGAACACAUUCAGGUCAUGAUUUAUACUGAUCAACAUGCUCAUUUUUACUCAAUAAUAAUGUUCAUACCAUCCCUAAACAAUAAAUACAUUUUCUCAUUCAAAAAAUGUCUUUAUAUACAAAGAGGAAUGAUUGCACUUUUAUGUCCUGUAUAUAUGAGAGAUUGUUUCUUGAGCCAGCGAUGACUAAGAACAGAUUCAGACUCACGUGAGCUGGUUAGAUGCGGUUAGUUUUGCUGACCAUGUGUGCUUGCUUUUAGAGGUCAGCCUUGCAUUGCUGAUCUGAGAUCAGUAGUGGUUAAUAAAGAAAGCCACAGUUUAGAUUGAGGAAAGGAAACCGGAGCUGGGGGUUUAAGCCAGCAUGGGCCCUCGUGGAUGACAAGAGACUGUGAACGGUUUCGCUUACAGCUGCAUCUCUUCUCGUUCCCACGAUGCAGUGGAUAAAAAACCUCUGGAGUCAGAGACCUUGUGCCCUUGAGACGGGUCACAUGUUCCUCCCGGCGCAUUCAUCAGAGGAGAAUAAAAUGCCAGGCUUUACUCUCAGAACAUCACUGUAUUGCUACAGCCGAGAGCUUAAAGAUGGAUGACCUUUGAGAACUUAUAUAUAUAUAUUGGUGGCCAAAAUGAUUAUAACAUUAGUAUAUCCAGGAGCUAAGAAUAGUUUUAAGUCAGUUAUUUCCAUCUGUGUUAGUAGGAAAUAUCAGUUUACAUUUCCAAACAUUCACUUUGACAUUAAUUGUAAUAAUUCAGUGAGAUUUCUG
This is a messenger RNA of Carassius gibelio (silver crucian carp), 3377 nucleotides long. RefSeq names its product ankyrin repeat domain-containing protein SOWAHB-like. Lineage: Eukaryota; Metazoa; Chordata; Actinopteri; Cypriniformes; Cyprinidae. The record is from RefSeq and is a predicted model, not a curated record. The transcript has a single exon. Gene Ontology annotation, molecular function: protein binding. Bases 90 to 1415 code for a protein of 441 amino acids.